UUAUAGAUUUGUAUGCUUUACUGUGUUGAAAAUGGACACUAUGUAUAGUAUUACAGUCUUAUUGUUACUAUUUUUUUGUUCUAAAAUUGUGACAUAUCAAGAUUAUCAUGAAAGAGAUUUUUGUCGAAUGUACAAUUCAAGUGAGAUUGGUAUAUGUACUCUGUUUUGUGAUAACAAAAAAAAAUUCGAUAAUAUUGACAGCAAAAAUCCUUGUGGACUUUCACCAUUAAACUAUUCUCUAGUUUGUUGUCCAUUAAUUUGGCAAGGACCUGGUUCACGGAGUAAAAAAGAAUGUUUUGAUUAUUAUUUACACAAGGAAGCAAUUUAUCCAAACGUUGAUAUCAAGUUGGCCAGAGCCUUACCAAGAGAAUUCCCGCAUAUGACAGCGAUUGGUUUCGGUGAAAAACCCAACAUUUCUUGGUUAUGUGGAGGAUCCUUGAUCAGUUUCAACUUUGUUCUUACUGCCGCCCAUUGUAUUCACACACUGGACCACGGAGAAGUAAAAUGGGUGCGACUCGGCGAUUUAGACUUGAAAAAUACCACAGAAGAAGCCGAUCCUAGAGACAUUCCCGUUGAACACAUUUAUGUCCACCCCAAAUAUAAAUCUUCUUCCCAUUAUCACGACAUUGCUUUACUUAAAAUAAAUAGAUCAUCUUCAGUUAUUUCACAUUAUUUCAGUGCUGCUUGUUUAGAAACAGAAGAGCGUUCUUAUGAUCACCUCCAAGCAAUUGGUUGGGGUAAAACUGACUAUUUUGGUGAAACAAGCAGUCAUUUAUUAAAAGUGAAUUUGACUACUGUACCGUAUAGAAAAUGUAAACAAAGGUUUACUUCUUCAAGAAGACUCAAAGUGGGAAUUAACGAUACAGAACAAUUAUGUGCAGGUGAUUCCGAAGGAGGAGAUACAUGUCCCGGUGAUUCAGGUGGACCCUUACAUUACAAGAAAAUGGCAUUCUAUUCUGCAUUCCUGGGCGAUAUAGACUCACAUUUUGUCGUGGUUGGUGUCACUUCUUUUGGAAAAGGUUGUGGAAUUAAAGAUUCAAUUGGAGUUUAUACUAAAGUUUUUUCGUACUUAAACUGGAUAGAAGAUAUUGUUUGGCCCAUUGAUUCUGUUGAAGAAUAAAUCGUUACUACCGGUCAAGUAACAUAUUGGACCCGAAUUACGGUGUUUAUUUUGAUUUUUUUUAGUUACACACUAUAAUAACUUUUGAAACAUUUAUGUUAAUCAAUAAUUGCGACUAAUUUUAAUAAACAGAGGAUUUUGUUUGAUGACAAA
Tribolium madens (black flour beetle) is the source of this 1273-nucleotide messenger RNA. RefSeq names its product serine protease snake-like. The coding region runs from base 32 to 1120 and encodes 362 amino acids. The transcript has 6 exons. Gene Ontology annotation, molecular function: serine-type endopeptidase activity. The record is from RefSeq and is a predicted model, not a curated record. Gene Ontology annotation, biological process: proteolysis. Lineage: Eukaryota; Metazoa; Arthropoda; Insecta; Coleoptera; Tenebrionidae.